CUAGGCCAUACCUGCGGGUUGCUGGAAGCUUGUGUGACAAGCAGCAAAAAAAAACAGAGAGAGAGAGUGAGGACGAACUCCGAUCAACACCCAAACGAACUCCGAUCGACGCCAAUUUUGGACACAACAUUCCUUCCAUCCCAACCUCCAUAUCCAGCGGUUGGAUUGUCAUUUUGUGUUCUCUAACUUGCAUCUCCGCUUGGUUGUAUUUGAGUGAAUAUCAACAGCAAAAAGGUUUGAUUAUGGAAGGCAAAUCUCAAAGAGAUGAUGUUCAAUCACCAAGGCACCUGCCGCACCUUCCUGACGAUAUCAUAUUCAAGCAAAUUCUUCCAUGGCUGCCCAUCAAACCAUUAACUCGAUUUAAGGCUGUUUCCAAAGAGUGGUAUACUUCUAUCUCUUCUCCCAAUUUCAUCCUUAAUUACACCAAAAAACCCUUAUUUUCUCACCCAGGCAAACCCCUUGAGUCUGUAUUUAUCGAAUCUGGAGGUAGUUUUUACCUUUACUCUUGUGAACAUGAGGAUAAUGUUCAAUCAUAUGCUGAGGAAAACAAUAACAACUUGGUUAGAUUAAAUGUUGAGUUUGAUAUUGACGAGACAGACCGGGUUGAUCUGGAAGGAUGUUCCAAUGGGUUGGUUUGUUUAACUUCAUAUCAUGGAAAAUACUUUAUCCUAUGGAAUCCUGCUACCAAUCAAUACCAAAAAUAUAUGUGCUUACCAUACCUUCACAUUUCGGGAUUCGGGUAUGUAUCCUCUCUCGAUGAUUAUAAGGUCGUUGGAAUAAUGAGUGACAGGAAAGGAUGCAAACAAUGUCAUGUCUUUUCACUGAAAUCUAACACUUGGGAGAAGAUUGAAUUUGAUUUUGAUGGAUAUUUUCUAUUAGCCGACCCUAUAUUUGUCAAUCAAACUUUGCACUGGACUGCCCUUUGUCAUUCUACUCAGAAAGUGAGAAUUGUUGCAUUUGAUCUUGCUCUUGGGACUCUUGAAUGGUUCCCUCUUUUGUCUUUUAAUAAGCGGAAGCCUCCUGGUAUCUGUGUCAUGGGAGGUUGCUUAUCCAAGCUGGAUUUCAACUCUCAAAAUGAUUUGGUAAUUGAAAUUGUGAAGCGUUCAGGAGAAGUCUUUCCUGUUUGUUUUUCCUGUGCCUCAAGCUGGUAUGAUAUCAACUACUUGAUCGGGUUCACAAAGACUGGCAAGAUUUUUGUUGUUUUCCAUAAUCCCAGAAUGUUUGGCUUGGUUGAUCCAAGUUCAAAGCAACCAUUUUCUUUAACUGAAGAUCAAGGGAUACUUAAGAUUGAUAGUUAUGUUCCAAGUCAAAUUUCACCGCAUUCUCCAAUGGAUUUGCAGAAUGCACGAGAGUUAGAGACUUAGAGGACAGGUUGCUUAAACCUAUUUUGACUUCCAAGAGGCUCAAGAUGUGAAACUCGAAGAUGCAACCGACCUCUGUUUUGACCUGCAUGUGGAAGUCUUUACUAUAAUAUGAACGAGCUCUUUCGGCCUUUUGUUAUGCUAAAUGAUCCAUGAAGAAAUUUAGGAAUAGCUGCAAAUGUAUGUAACUAAUGGCUUAGCUUAUUAGUUUGUUCGGAACCUAAUCUAUGAGUUAUAUAUAUAAGUUUUUGCUAAUCUAUGAUGGAAUGUAAGUUUAACUGUUGUUGCAGAUUGUUAAUGGUAUAAGUUGUAACUUUGUUAACGAUGUGUAUGUCCAUUGUGAACUUGU
Molecule: messenger RNA, 1710 nt
Organism: Spinacia oleracea (spinach)
Lineage: Eukaryota; Viridiplantae; Streptophyta; Magnoliopsida; Caryophyllales; Amaranthaceae
Product: F-box/kelch-repeat protein At3g23880-like
Exons: 3
Coding region: 243-1364 (373 amino acids)
Molecular function (GO): protein binding
Source: RefSeq, a predicted model, not a curated record